Alternaria incomplexa is the source of this 1488-nucleotide messenger RNA. RefSeq lists its product as uncharacterized. The transcript is spliced from 2 exons. The record is from RefSeq and is a predicted model, not a curated record. The coding region runs from base 1 to 1488 and encodes 495 amino acids. Lineage: Eukaryota; Fungi; Ascomycota; Dothideomycetes; Pleosporales; Pleosporaceae.
AUGGCGAGCGAAACCAAGAAGCGACGAAAGUCGCGAUCCCCGGUCCGCGACACAGCUUCGAAACGCGCGCGUGUAUCUGCAGCCAGCACGCCGGGCCGCUCUCCAUACGCUGAACGUGAAGCUCAAUCCUCCCGCGCUGGAUCGAUCAAAGACGGAUACCCAGCGCCGAAGCCAGACAGAGCGUUCUCUCUACCCACCGGAGAUGACUGGAUCUUUCGUGUCCAAGUUAUCUCGUCUGCAACAGAUCUUGGCAGUCAAGUCUUCAAGAAUGCGGUAAAAGGACUAGUUCGUAUAUGCUUCCCGGACAACAUUCUGGAUCAACUAGGGCCGCAAGUUCUGCAACAACACAUGCGUGAAGAGAAGGCUCCGGAGGCCAACAUACGCAAGAUGUUGGAGAUCUUUCGCACUGAGAUGAUACAGCGCAUGGUUCCAAUGGUCGCUAAACAUCUUCAUUCGGCUGCUGAAGUCGAUUGGGUACUACAGACCGUGUUAAUCGCGAGCGCAAGAGCUCGUGGGGAUGGAAUUGGAGAAGAUAUUUUAGGUCACGUCACUGCUAACUUGCUUCAAUCGAAAGCAAGAGCCCCAGAACACUCCACGGAAUGGCUAGCCAGCGGUAAGGCGACACGCAAGGAAGACAACAGCGACGGAGAUUUGAGCACCGACGAUGUCUUUGAUGAGGAGCCUGCGCCAAUCGCGAAAGCGAAGAAACACAAGAAACGCGACAAGAAGGCACAAUGCGUGCGCUCGACCACCCCGGAUGACAUUACGGAAGACGUUGAAAUGAAUGCCGAUCUAUCCGCGGCCUCGAACAAACACACGAUUCUGAAGUCUAAAGACAAGAAGAUCUCCUCCAAAUGGAAGUGGAACGUCGAAGCGACAGAGCUUGCAGAUGAAGACGUGGCUGAAGCGUUUCCACGCACGAGCGACUUGUUUGCUUAUCAUGCGCUACCUAUUACGAGACGGAAGCUUGGAUCGCAAGCAUCGCGGAAAGAGACACGAUGUGAGAUGCAGGCAUUGCUUGAUGGUAUGCCGCAGGAUGAGUUCGAGAAGUGGGUUGAGAGCUUACAGAAGCUUUACAACGGCGAUCGCGAAAUGCUAGUACGACAAGAUGUUGCGAGUUCAAGUGUUGACCGGCAGAUCACUCGUGCCACUCCAGCGCCGGUCGAAUUUCGCAAGAAGACUGGGAAGAGCACGAAAAUAUCAUCAAGUAGUUCGGACCAAUCGAAGGGACGUGCAACUAAUGCCGCGAUCGCUGUUGAGAAGACAGUCGUCAAAGAAGAGUCAGCAGCGGGAUCAAGUGAAAAGUUGGCCGAUCCAACAGAUGAAGCAACAGCUGCCUAUCUCCGAGCAUGCACGGAAGCACGAGACACUGGCCGGCCACUGUCCAGCGUAGAAGCAGCAGACGGGCAUACUCAAUCGGAACCUCAGAGCAAUGGUACUUUCGACAGUGUGAGUGAUCUCGGUGCUAGCAAAACAUCAUUGCGCUGA